GCAGGACAUUGUGAACGAGAAGGCGGCAUCCAUGGAGGAGUGCACGGCCUUUUGCGCCAAGCGGGACGAUUGCAAGGGCGCCACUUGGUAUAAUGUUGGCCCGCAGGGCACGGAUCUGAAUUAUUGUUGGUUGAAGAGUGCGAUGAAUGGUGAUACGCGGGACACGGCGGAUGCGCAGUCGGUGGAAAGGAUAUAACUGCUCUGCGCUUUACUUAUUUCGGUUGCUUUCGCCAAGGCGGUGGGUCGCCUUGGCUUGAGGACCGCAUUCUUCAUGUAUAUUGGCUUUGGUGUGUAGCAUAGCUCG
Messenger RNA from Pseudomassariella vexata, 304 nucleotides. RefSeq lists its product as uncharacterized. The coding region runs from base 32 to 196 and encodes 54 amino acids. The transcript has a single exon. The record is from RefSeq and is a predicted model, not a curated record. NCBI's taxonomy places the organism in Eukaryota, Fungi, Ascomycota, Sordariomycetes, Amphisphaeriales, Pseudomassariaceae.